GUCCAAUCAGGCACGCAGCUGGAGCAGACAAGAUGGCUUCCGGGAUUUGGCGGCGCCUUUGUCUCUCGCUGCAGCCGGAGCUCCAGGUCUCGCUUUCACUGCUCUGUGUCCUCUGCUCCUAGAGGUCCAGCCUCUGUGGGCCUGUGACCUGCAGAAAUUGAGAGAUCCACAGCUAAGACUCCAGGACCCCCUGGAAGCCUAGAAAUGGGACUGUUGACAUUUAGGGAUGUGGCCAUAGAAUUCUCUCUGGAAGAAUGGCAAUGCCUGGACACUGCACAGCGGAAUUUAUAUAAAAAUGUGAUUUUAGAGAACUACAGAAACCUGGUCUUCCUGGGUAUUGCUGUCUCUAAGCAAGACCUGAUCACCUGUCUGGAGCAAGAAAAAGAGCCUUUGGCUGUGAAGAGACAUGAGAUGGUGAAUGAACCCCCAGUAAUGUGUUCUCAUUUUGCCCAAGAGUUUUGGCCAGAGCAGAACAUAAAAGAUUCUUUUGAAAAAGUGACAUUGAGAAGAUAUGAAAAAUGUGGAAAUGAUAAUUUUCAGUUAAAAGGCUGUAAAAGUGUGGAUGAAUGUAAGGUGCACAAGGGAGAUUAUAAUGGACUUAACCAAUGUUUACCAACUAUGCAGAGCAAAAUGUUUCAAUGUGAUAAAUAUGUGAAAGUCUUUAAUAAAUUUUCACAUUCAGAUAGACAUAAGAUAAAACAUAUGGAAAAUAAACCUUUCAAAUGUAAAGAAUGUGGCAGAUCAUUUUGCAUGCUUUCACACCUAACUCGACAUGAAAGAAAUUAUACCAAGGUGAAUUUCUGCAAAUGUGAAGAAUGUGAAAAAGCUGUUAACCAAUCUUCAAAGCUUACUAAACAUAAAAGAAUUUAUACUUGUGAGAAACUCUACAAAUGUCAAGAAUGUGACAGAACUUUUAACCAAUUCUCAAACCUUACUGAAUAUAAAAAAGAUUAUACUCGAGAGAAACCAUACAAAUGUGAAGAAUGUGGCAAAGCCUUUAACCAGUCCUCACACCUUACUACACAUAAGAUAAUUCAUACAGGAGAGAAACCCUACAAAUGUGAAGAAUGUGGCAAAGCCUUUAACCAGUUCUCAAAUCUUACUACACAUAAAAAAAUUCAUACUGGAGAGCAACCCUACAUAUGUGAAGAAUGUGGCAAGGCUUUUACCCAAUCCUCAACCCUUACUACACAUAAGAGAAUUCAUACUGGAGAAAAACCCUACAAAUGUGAAGAAUGUGGAAAAGCUUUUAACCGAUCCUCAAAACUUACUGAACAUAAAAACAUUCAUACUGGAGAGCAACCCUACAAAUGUGAGGAAUGUGGCAAAGCUUUUAACCGAUCCUCAAAUCUUACAGAACAUAGGAAAAUUCAUACCGAAGAGAAACCCUACAAAUGUAAAGAAUGUGGCAAAGCUUUUAAACACUCCUCAGCCCUUACUACACAUAAGAGAAUUCACACUGGAGAGAAACCCUACAAAUGUGAAGAAUGUGGCAAAGCUUUUAACCGAUCCUCAAAACUUACUGAACAUAAGAAACUUCAUACUGGAAAGAAACCCUACAAAUGUGAAGAAUGUGGCAAAGCUUUUAUCCAAUCCUCAAAACUUACUGAACAUAAGAAAAUUCAUUCUGGAGAGAUACCCUACAAGUGUGAAGAAUGUGGCAAAGCUUUUAAACACUCCUCAUCCCUUACUACACAUAAAAGAAUUCAUACUGGGGAGAAACCCUACAAAUGUGAAGAAUGUGGCAAAGCUUUUAGCCGAUCCUCAAAACUUACUGAACAUAAGAUAAUUCAUACUGGAGAGAAACCCUAUAAAUGUGAGAGAUGUGACAAAGCUUUUAACCAAUCUGCAAACCUUACUAAACAUAAAAAAAUACAUACUGGAGAGAACUACAAAACUGGAAUGUGUGAUAAUGAUUUUGACAACACCUCAAAUUUUUCUAAAUAUAAAGGAAAUCAUACUGGUGAAAAAUUCUAGAAAUGUAAAGAAUGUGUCAAAGACUUUAAAUGGUUUUCACACUUCAUUGUAUGUAAGAUAAUUCAUACUGGAGAAAACUACAAGUGUGAAGAAUUUGGCAAUACUGUUAAUUAAGGCUCAAACCUUAUUGCACAGGAAAGCAUUUAUACUUAAGAAAAAUUGUACAAAUAUAAAGAGUGUAAAAUAGCCAUUAAUAUCUGUUGACAUCUUAAUAUCAGAAUGUUGGUACUUAAUAAAAGCAUUAUAAAUGCAA
Molecule: messenger RNA, 2230 nt
Organism: Pan troglodytes (chimpanzee)
Lineage: Eukaryota; Metazoa; Chordata; Mammalia; Primates; Hominidae
Gene: ZNF675
Product: zinc finger protein 675
Biological process (GO): regulation of transcription by RNA polymerase II
Molecular function (GO): RNA polymerase II cis-regulatory region sequence-specific DNA binding; DNA-binding transcription factor activity, RNA polymerase II-specific
Source: RefSeq, a predicted model, not a curated record